GACCUGAACAGAGGUGUUCUGGAAGCUAUGGCAUCGUCUGAUACUCAGGGGAAAAGAGUGGCUGUUAUUGGCGGUGGUUUGGUUGGAGCACUGAAUGCCUGCUUUCUUGCAAAGAGGAAUUUUCAAGUUGAUGUGUACGAAGCUAGGGAAGAUAUUCGCGUGGCUAAAUCUGCACGUGGAAGGAGCAUUAACUUGGCCCUUUCUUAUAGAGGACGGCAGGCCUUGAAAGCCAUUGGUCUGGAAGAUCAGAUCGUUUCCAAAGGUGUGCCCAUGAAAGCCAGAAUGAUCCACUCUCUUUCGGGAAAGAAGUCUGCAAUUCCCUAUGGGAACAAGUCACAGUAUAUCCUUUCAAUAAGCAGAGAAAACUUAAACAAGGACCUGCUGACUGCCGUGGAGUCCUAUGCCAAUGCGAAGGUGCACUUUGGCCACAAGCUGUCGAAAUGCAUUCCGGAGGAAGGGGUACUCACAGUGCUCGGACCUGACAAGGUUCCCCGAGAUGUCACAUGUGACCUUGUUGUAGGGUGUGAUGGAGCCUAUUCAACUGUCAGAGCCCACCUCAUGAAGAAGCCCCGCUUUGAUUACACUCAGCAAUAUAUCCCUCAUGGAUACAUGGAGUUGACAAUUCCACCUAAGAAUGGGGAGUACGCCAUGGAACCUAACUGUCUUCACAUUUGGCCUAGAAAUGCCUAUAUGAUGAUCGCCCUUCCAAACAUGGACAAAUCUUUCACAUGCACCUUGUUCAUGCCCUUUGAGGAGUUUGAAAGACUUCCAACGCGCAGCGAUGUGCUGGACUUCUUCCAGAAGAACUUUCCAGAUGCUAUCCCUCUGAUGGGAGAGCAAGCCCUCAUGAGAGAUUUCUUUCUGUUGCCUGCCCAGCCCAUGAUAUCAGUGAAGUGCUCUCCCUUCCACCUGAAGUCACACUGUGUGCUGAUGGGAGAUGCCGCUCAUGCCAUUGUCCCAUUUUUUGGGCAAGGAAUGAAUGCGGGCUUUGAAGACUGCUUGGUGUUUGAUGAAUUGAUGGACAAAUUCAAUAAUAAUCUUAGUAUGUGCCUUCCUGAAUUCUCAAGAUUUAGGAUCCCAGAUGACCAUGCAAUUUCAGACCUAUCUAUGUACAAUUACAUAGAGAUGCGAGCGCAUGUCAACUCUAGGUGGUUCCUGUUCCAAAAGCUCCUGGAUAAAUUUCUUCACGCGAUCAUGCCCUCUACCUUUAUCCCUCUCUAUACCAUGGUCGCCUUCACCAGAAUAAGAUACCACGAGGCAGUGCUGCGUUGGCAUUGGCAAAAAAAGGUGAUAAACAGAGGACUCUUUGUCCUUGGGUCCCUGAUAGCCAUUGGAGGCACCUACCUACUUGUGCACCAUCUGUCCCUGAGACCUCUGGAGUUCUUGAGAAGACCUGCCUGGAUGGGAACCACUGGCUACUGGACUAGGAGUACAGACAUUUCUCUGCAAGUUCCAUGGAGUUACUAGGACAAAUUCCCCCGUUCACCAACCAUAGUGUCAAAGUUCUGGGUAGCAAAUGUUUGAUUCCUCUUCCAUCUCAAGGGUGAAAAGCAUGUCUCCAUUGCCAUAUUCAGUUCACUGCUGGAAACUAAUUGUCAGCCUAGAAUUAAGCGUGGUGAGGAGUUUGUGUAUUUGUCAGCUGAGCGAGGGAAGAAUCUGUCUUGACAGGGUCUCAUCGGUUUGCGUGCUUGGGCUGGGCCUCUUCCAAUUUAAAAAUGCAAUAACCAACAUCUCUUUCACUUCUCAAAAGAACCCAUGUUUUUUCCUGUAGAGGACAAUAUAGGAUCAACAACACUGCUUGCCUAGUGCUACUUCCUCUUAAUGCAGUAGAUGGGGCUUGCAGGCUCAUAGCCACUUGCUAUGGUAGAGCUGAGAAUGAGAGACAAGGUGUUCUGAAGAGUUCCAGGAUAUAUCUGUUUUAUUUCCCAGUCUCCAGAUCUCAGAAUUAUUAUGUUUUUAAAAAGAAGGAAAGAGCUAUCAAUGGCAUUCUAAGUGAAGGAUGAGAAAGGGUUGUUAGUAGUAAUAAAUUUAUAGCAGGGAGGAGAGGAGAUAGGAGGGUGUUUUCCAGAAGCAUGGAGACACAGUUUAGUCCACUUCAGACGUACAGAAGUGGUUCCUUGACUGUCCCACGGACAGACGCAGAAGUUAACUUCAUCAUCAGAGUGCAGUGCACAGAUACCCUCUCCGCUUCUGUCUUCUCCAAGCUGGCUGACUGGGACCCUUAGAAGUUCUUUUCAUUGUCAAUUUUGAGAGCUACCAUAAUAGUUAACUAGAAAAUCAAAACCCGAGGAAAUAAAGAUAAAACAAAUUGGCAUUUCCCAUAAUGUCAAAGACAUCCUUGGGUCUUAACAAUCUAUAUUUGAUGUGUAGGGAAAGAAAAAUCAUUGUUUUCCUGGUAAGGGAUGUAGCACUGUGGGAGAGCGCUUAUGUAACCUGCAUAGGACCCUGGGUUAGAUUCACCAGCACUGCAAAAAUAAACAGAAACAUUGUUCCUUUUA
This is a messenger RNA of Mus musculus (house mouse), 2498 nucleotides long. It is a transcript of the gene Kmo, whose product is annotated as kynurenine 3-monooxygenase. Bases 28 to 1467 code for a protein of 479 amino acids. Gene Ontology annotation, cellular component: mitochondrial outer membrane; extracellular region; mitochondrial membrane. The transcript is spliced from 15 exons. NCBI's taxonomy places the organism in Eukaryota, Metazoa, Chordata, Mammalia, Rodentia, Muridae. Gene Ontology annotation, molecular function: NAD(P)H oxidase H2O2-forming activity; FAD binding; kynurenine 3-monooxygenase activity. The record is from RefSeq and is marked provisional. Gene Ontology annotation, biological process: NAD+ biosynthetic process; cellular response to interleukin-1; quinolinate biosynthetic process.